This is a messenger RNA of Sus scrofa (pig), 3562 nucleotides long. The record is from RefSeq and is a predicted model, not a curated record. Lineage: Eukaryota; Metazoa; Chordata; Mammalia; Artiodactyla; Suidae.
GAGCUGCUGCUGGGUGAUUUCUUUCAGCUCUGUCUUCCACUCGACUGGUUCUCUCUUCAGCUGUGGCUUAUCCACCGCCUAAACCCAUUAAGUACUUAGUUUCAUUGUCUGUUUUCCAAUUUGUAAAGUUACCUUUAUUUCUUUUUCAGAACAGCAGUUCUGAUUUGAGUGUCUGGCCCCUUCUGUUUUUGAUCCUUUCUUUCACAUUUUUAGUUAAAGCACCCUUGUCUUGAGAGCCUCCAUCACACUCACCUAAUACCUGAAGCUCACGGGCAUCUUAUUGUAUCCUCUGACUCCUCUUCAUGAUCAAUUCUUAUGUUUUGUAAUCUGGGAUCGGGGGGACCUCAUGGCCAGCUCCAGACUCUAUCUAGGUGGUCUGCUUUGCAGGUAAAUCCUUCCAGACUUGUUUUUGCACAUGGUGCCACCAGGUGCCCCAGAAGUCCUGUCCUGAGCCCGUUUUAGGUGUGGUUCUCAGCUUGUGGCUCUGUCCCUACGUGGCUACAAAAUCCCAGACCUCUUUGUUGCUGAUGGUGGUAUCUGGACCCUAUUUUUCACCUUCCCAGUGAUGUUUCUAGGGGCGUCUCUUAGAUUCUUACAAGUUUGUCAGGCAUUUAUUUUAGUCGGCAUUGCUAGGUGUUCUGUAGCAGGAGAGCUUUCUGAAUUCAUGGACAGUUUCGUUGCUCGAAACAGAAAUUUGGCAGUAGUCGCUACUUUUGAACCCCUACUUGAGUGAUCUGGCUGGAGACGGGAUGUUGGGCUUCCGUCCUGCCCAGGCUGGAGACUGCAUGUGGAAAACUUCCCCUCCCAGUUUUACAGGUCCUUGGCUGCCGAAUGGUAAUGCCUGGGAUGUCAAGCUAAUUCCUAGGAAUGUCUCAGGUCGGUCCCACCUCCCUCCCCAUCCUUCCGCCAGGCCCUUUGGGACAGUAGGAGAGAAGCGCUUGCCCCUGGCCCUGGCAACAUCACCCUUGUUCUGUCUGCCACGUGGACCAAGGUCUAAGGCCUUCCCACCAGAUCAGGUGUUGUGCCCUAGUGGUUCAGAGCACAGGCCUUGCCUUCAGCAGGACCUGGGUUCAAACUCCAUCUGUGUUUCUUAAUUCUGGGUGUGUUGUCUUUUUUUUUUUUCUUUUUUGUCUUUUUGUCUUUUCUAGGGCUGUUCCAGCGGCAUAUGGAAGUUCCCAGGCUAGGGGUCUAAUCAGAGCUGUAGCCUUCAGCCUACGCCAGAGCCACGGCAAUGCGGGAUCCGAGCCGCGUCUGCAACCUACACCACAGCUCACGGCAACGCCGGAUCCUUAACCCACUGAGCAAGGCUAGGGAUGGAACCUGCAACCUCAUGGUUCCUAGUCGGAUUCGUUAACCACUGAGCCACGACGGGAACUCCUCUGGGUGUGUUUCUUAAUUCUGAAAGUAGUAUCGACGUGCAAUGCAGUAAGGACCAUCAUACCAAAAUCAUGGAAGCAAUUCCUGUCAGUGGAGGUGAGGUCUUUUCCAGCUUAUUUGUUUCUUUCUUUUUAGAGCCACACCUGUAGCAUAUAGAAGGUCCCAGGCUAGGGGUCAAAUCAAAGCUGCCAGCCUAUGCCACAGCCACACCAUGCCAGAUCCGAGCAGCUCGCACAGCACUGGAUCCUUAACCCACUGAGCAAGGCCAGGGAUGGGAACUGCAUUCUCGGGGAUACUAGUAGGGUUCAUUACCACUGAGCCACCACAGGAACUCCUUUUCCAGCCUUUUGCUGAUACAAAAGGCAGCAAAUAUCCUGAGUAGGACAAAGUUCCUGAAGCAGGUUUCCUGGGUCAAAAGGGUGAGAUUUGGGGGUCCUGUAGCACAUGCCUGGCCCUAACCCAUUUAUACUCCUACAGACACGUGUGCUUAUGUCACACACAACCCCCCCCAGCCAUGUGUAAGCAAACUCUUGAUGUUUGCUAAUCUUGAUCUUGGGCACAGAGUCUCAUCCGAUUUUUAACCCAGUGUCACCUGCGUGAGAUGGAGCACUUUGGCAAACCUACACAGGCUGUUGCUAUUUCCUUUGCCUCAAAGCACUCACGGCUCCUCAGUUCCAGGCACUGAGUUACACACUCAAUAUCUGUCCUCAGAACUCCCUGUGGGAGGGACUCUGGCCCCCUUUCACAAGCUAUGAUGGAGGAUCCCUUCCCCAGGUAGGUGAUGGAGAAGAGUGGGGAAGUCACCUGGACCUGGGUGAGGGCUUAACCUCCCCUCCAGCUCUGAUGUCCUCUGACCCCAAGGCAGGGCUGAGCCCUGGAGUUCAGGUGGGACUUCUAGAGACUUGAGUCCUUGCAGGGUGAGUUUCUUGCCCCUGAUGUCCCAGCUCUUGGCCGUCCCUGGGCCUCUCCCUUUUCCUGUUUUGAUGCUGGCUCAGCCAGGCCCGGAGACAGGGGUAUGAUAUCUUAAUCUUCCAGGCGGGAGCCAUGAUGGAUUCCUGGGUCACCUCACCCACCUGCCGACCUGCCUCUUUCCCCACACACACAUCUGCUCCCCCUGGUGCUCAAUGCAGGGGUUAUUGAGCCCCAGCACUCUUGAGUGGGAGGGAUCCCACCAGGGCCCCCACCUUAUCCUCAAGAUAGCAGGUAGGGUGGGGACCCUGGUUGCCCGCUCUGGGCUUGGCCCUGGCUGCCGCCACAACACUCAUAAAUCAGGGGGCGGAGGGGGUGUCGGAAAUAGGUCUGGAAUGUCUGGAUGGGGUGUUGGGGGGUGUGUGCGCCCUUAACUCUUAGAAGGAUGGUGUGUGGGGCAGGAGCAGGGCUGCCUGGGCCCAAGGUGUGGUACGUGGGGGCCCUCGUGCAGCCGGCAGCGAAGAGGUUACCUCUCUGGCUCAGGCAGGGGGAUAAAUUGAGGGCCGGGGCAUCCCCAUCUUCAGGACCUGCCCAUCAUCAUGGCCAUGGGAAGAGUCAUGCUCAGCUUGCUGCUACUCCUGAUCCUGCAUUUGGACCUUGGCGGGGACCCUGGGGCCUGGGGGACUCCAGUGGUGGAAGGAGAGCUCUCAUCCCAGCCAGCAGCAGACAGAGGGAUCCAGAGGACACAGCUGGGUAAGCACCCCCAGAACCCUGUGUGCUCCCCAACUCCUUCUUGCCCAGACCCUGACUAUCAGUUGCUCCUCGUCCCCACAGGCGCCCGCCUGCCCCGAGCCCUGGCUGGCCCAUGCCAGUUGUGGAGCCUGCCCUUGCCCGUGGCCGAGCUGGGCUUGGGCUACACCUCAGAGGAGAUGGUCAUCUUCCACUACUGCGCUGGCAGCUGUCCCCGCGGUGCCCGCACCCAGCAUGGCCUGACAUUGGCCCGGCUUCGGGGCCAGGGCCGAGCCCAUGGUGGGCCCUGCUGCCGGCCCACCCGCUAUGCCGACGUGGCCUUCCUCGAUGACCGACACCGCUGGCAGCGGCUGCCCCAGCUCUCCGCAGCAGCCUGUGCCUGCAGCGACUAAAGAUGCCGGGCCUGGGGCCCUGCACCCACUGGAGGAGCUCUGCUUAUUAUUGGAGACUUGGAUGCUGAGAAGAGAAGGGGAGGUGGGCUGGGGCUGCCAGCAAGGGGCACAAUAAAGGAAACUGCUCCUCUGGC